Messenger RNA from Lolium perenne, 3026 nucleotides. Its product is annotated as U-box domain-containing protein 73-like. Gene Ontology annotation, molecular function: ubiquitin-protein transferase activity. The record is from RefSeq and is a predicted model, not a curated record. Gene Ontology annotation, biological process: protein ubiquitination. NCBI's taxonomy places the organism in Eukaryota, Viridiplantae, Streptophyta, Magnoliopsida, Poales, Poaceae.
AUGCCCGUGUAAUCUACUCAUGUGUCACGCUCGAACCCCACCGUGCUCCCGUGCUCGCCUCUGCAAUGCUGCAUCUUCCCAGUCCCACCCUCUGCUUCCUCCGCCGCAUCUUGCCAUCCGGCCCAUGGCGCUUCUCCUCCACCGCCCCUUCCUGAUUUCCUCCAUGUCCCCAUGUCCUCCCUGUAGUUCCCAGCCAGAUAGCGAGUCAGAGACGGGCCGACCGACGCCGCAUCGAUUUGCGGCGGAUCUACAUCCACGCGGGCGAGCGCGAGAGCGGUAAGCCACUGUGCGGGUGGCGAAUGGCGAUGCACAUGGCGGACACCUCCUCGAAGACCAUGGCCACGGCAACAGAGGCGAACCGGCCACCCCCUCUUCCUUGCACAAGCGUUCCGCGUGCCGACCCUGUCGCCGGUACUGGAAGCUGCGGGCACGACAAGCCCGCACCGUGCUGGCCCGGCCCGGGCCAACCCUCAGGUGCAGUUCAAGUACCCGUGCAACAAGAUGGCUGGCCGAGUCGCCGGCUCGUCGCUUUCUGCUUCCCGACCGGUGUGGCGAGGCGCAGAUGCUCGACGAAAUGCCGGGCAAGGGAAGCACGGUACUGAGCGCUGGCCUUGUUCGAUCAAAUGCCAAGCAGAGGAUGAAUGCAGCGAAGCACACUCGAGGAAUUAACGCAAAGGCCCGUCCAUCACCGACUCCGAGUUGGAAGACGAUGCCCAGCACGACAGAAUGCUCCACACAGGUCAGUGUUCAUCAGACAGGCAAGUCCGUCAAGAGAUGAUUACCGACCUGCAAUUCCCACCUGAGACAACAGAAGGCUAGCCGUUUGCACACCCAAGCGGCCCAAACCCAUAAGACGUCCUCACGGCUAUAAAAGGCCACAACCUCUGUCCUCCAAUACCGUAUCUCACCUUCAGUUCACAUAGUCCCUCCCAAAGUCAGAACACGAAGGAACCCAACGCCAACGGCAGGCAGCAGCAGCAGCAGCAACCCAAGAACUCCUCCCACGUCAAGAAACCAAGAAGCAAUCAUGUGGACGUGGGGAAGGAGGAACCGAGGCAGGACAAGCGCGCCUCCUGGAGCGAGUUCGGGCUCCCUCGCCUCCACGACCACGACGACGAGCGAGGGGGACCAGACCUUGCAAGAGGACCUGCUUCGCCAUGUCGAGAAGGAAAUAGAAGAGAGGACCGGGGCCAGCCUUCGCGCCGGCGCGCAAGAAAGCUCCUCCUCCGGCCAGCCAUCACGAUUCUUGCGAGGAGCGCGGAAGGCUGCCAAGAAGGUUCUAGGCGUCGGCAAGAACCCCGCUCCCUCCUCGCCGAGGUCAGCAGCAAGAACGCUGCGAGAGCAGAACACGGCAUCUGGAAUCGCCGGCACGUCAGGCUCGGUGCCCGUGGCGGCGCCAGCAACUGGAAUCGAUGAUGAAGCCAGGUCGGAGCAGCAGCCUGCAACCCGCACGCGGUCUGAGUUCGCCGCUGCGAUGCGAAGUGCAUUGGCGAAGAUCCAAGAGGAUGCUGCCGCGGGCGACGCCCAAGGGGAGGCAGCGUUCGCCGAGAUGGAGCAGGCGAUGACCGGCCUCAUGGACCUCUCUUACAAGAAAGUGGAGCCCCCGAAACUCCCGCGCGAUUUCGCCACCAAAUGGGCUCCUGAUAAUGCUGAUGCACUGCAUGGAGGAGCAAUGGAUGAUCCUGUCAUAUUGGCUUCUGGAUAUUCUGUUGAUCAAUCAUACCAGCAGUGGUUCAUUUCACAGAAUAAUACCUGCCCAGUUACUGGUCACUCCCUGCCCCACUCACUCGCAGUUCCAAACCACCUCCUCCGUGACAUGAUUACUGCGUGGUUCCUCGAGCACUCAGACCUCCCCCCCUCUACCACUGCUGAUACGCUCUCUUCCCCCUUGAUACCACCUUCAGAGGAACAAAUGCAAGACAUCCUAGACAAGUUCUCAGGUCAUUCAUUACUGCAGAAAGAGGCCUUGCAUUCGAUCCAUCUAAUGUCUAAAACAUCCAAGGGAGUGCAUCCUUGCCUUGACAAGUGGCCAGGCCUGGUCCCUGUGCUCGUAAAUCUUAAGAAGAAAUGGAAAUCUACAUGGGCACGUGAUGUCGAGGAGGACAGGAUCUCAGUAUUCCUUAAUUUGUCCAUGCACAGGCCCAACCGGGAGAUCCUAGCCGGACAAAAUAAGCUACCAGCUGUUCUAAUCAAAGUCGUCAAGAAGGCAGAAAAGCUUGGAACCUCAGACUCAUUUUUGGCGAUGGUAGCUUCUACAGUUGCAAUACUGUCAGAGUUUGAUGUGUUCAGGAAAAGAUUAUUGGACACAGGGGGAAUGAAAAUGCUCAGUGAUCUACUCAAGAUUGAGGAUGUUCUAGUACGGAAGGAGACUGCCACUGCAAUCCUUGCAGUCUGUACAGAUGAGGAAGCCAAUGCAUCAGCUGCAGAAAAUGAUGUGCCUGAUAUGCUGCUGGAAUGCUUCAUGGUCACUGAUGAGUUCCUGCUUCUGCUUGAUCGUCUGCCAAAAUCUCCAGAUGUGUUGGAUAGGAUAUGUGAUCAUUCUGUGGAACUGGUGAAUAUCGUCAUUGAAGAACAUGCAAGUGGAACAGUGACGGCCCAGGGCAUCCACUCUGCGAUUUCCUUGAUUUUUAUCAUUGCUCACAGGGACGUGAGUAAGCUGAAAGUGAAGAACGUGGAGGAUUUCAAGGAGCGGUUGCAGGAGCUUUCAUCAAAGAGAAUACCGAUGCAGACGAUGUUUCAGGUGGAAGGAAUAAUCAAGAUUCUCUCAGACAUGUUUCCAAGCUGUCUCCAGCCACACGAAUAGACCAAUCUUAUACUGCCCUUCUGUAUCUGUUGUUCAUGUAUGGGUUCCAGGCAGCUUUACUUCUCUUUACUUACUUUUUUUUCUAGGUUUCAGUUGUUGACUGUGAUGACAAUUUGAUGAACUAUACGAACUGCUCAAAGCAUAUAAAUAGUAUAGUUGAACUUGUUUUCACUGCCUCGUGAGAAAUAUAAUUCUGAUUCCUGUUAUCCUUUCGCUCAAUAAA